Molecule: messenger RNA, 4521 nt
Organism: Larimichthys crocea (large yellow croaker)
Lineage: Eukaryota; Metazoa; Chordata; Actinopteri; Sciaenidae
Gene: slc17a9b
Product: solute carrier family 17 member 9b
Exons: 13
Coding region: 589-1989 (466 amino acids)
Biological process (GO): transmembrane transport; ATP transport
Cellular component (GO): membrane
Molecular function (GO): transmembrane transporter activity
Source: RefSeq, a predicted model, not a curated record
GCAGCUUCUCAGCACGGGCACCAGGCAGCACGUCUUCAUCCGGCAAGGACAGGUCAUGAAGAGAGUACAUCCUGGUGCUCGACACAGGCGACACAGAUACAUUUUCUAUAUUGCACCGUCAUGAUUGGAGAGUGUGUGUGUGUGUGUGUGCGUGUGUGUGUGGAGCCCAGAGGCGUCUCUGUUUGGAUGAUAGUGUAAUGGAUGACUAGUAAAGACACUUCCUGACUAACCCUACCGAUCAGAAGGAGAACUGCGUGGCUUGCUCGGCCCGGAGGAGGAGGAGGAGGAGGAGGCUGGAGAGAAAAACUGACACGUGGAUUACUCCUCCUAGGGCAUCAGGAAAACAGACUCCCUCCUCUUUAGCGCAGCUUCGUGAUCAUCGCCUCUUGAGUCCUGUCAGGUUAUGGAUUUAUCGGAAACAGCGUGAUGUGAUUGCGUGAACACUUUUACAUUUCUCCCCCCGUUGUUUCCUCCUUUUUUUAAAACGUUUACUUUUCUGACUCAUCGACCAGGAGAGACACAGAGACAGAGAGAGAGAAAGUAAACAGCCGAAGCGGUUAGGAGGAGGCUGCUAUUAGCUCGCGUUGAAUGGCAGUUAUUCAAAAAUAUGGCAAGAACUAUAGUCCAGAUUUGGUCUGUCACAAGGAAAACCAUCCGUCUGACAAGAUCGGAGUGCCUGGAUGUCACAAGAAGUGGCCUGAACACAACACCAACUGGCCCAGGCCAGUGGCGAGGGUAUGGACAGUGGUGCUUCUUCUCGGGACGUGCCUCCUCUACUGCGCCCGCGUGGCGAUGCCCAUCUGCGCCGUCAGCAUGGCAGAGCAGUUCAACUGGAGCAAGAGAGAGUCCGGCAUGGUGCUGGGAAGCUUCUUCUGGGGCUACUGCUUCACCCAAGUGUUCGGAGGCUACGUCAGUGACCGGGUUGGAGGUGAGAAGGUCCUCCUGCUGUCUGCAGCAGCCUGGGGGUCGAUGACAGCCUUCACCCCCAUCCUGGCCCACUUCUGCUCCCAGCCAAUCAUGUCCAUGACACUGGCCCGAUUCCUCAUGGGCUUGUUGCAAGGAGUUCAUUACCCUUCCCUUGCGAGUCUGUGCUCUCAAAAGGUGGUGGAAAGCGAGAGAGGCUUCCUCAUGAGCACCGUGGGUAGUGGCUCCUACCUGGGCACUCUGGUGAUUGGAGGUGCUGGCUCCCUCAUGUUGGACCUGUAUGGCUGGGAGAGUGUUUUCUAUGUGUCCGGCCUCCUCUCAGUCCUGUGGGCCUACUGCAUGUGGAAGUAUCUGCUCAAAGGAGAAGGGCCUAUCAUCACCCUGGAGUCCCUGGGAAGUGGUGGGCCGCAGUCCAAACUGUCCAAAAGACAUUGGUUACGACUCCUCAAGCAACCUGCAGUCUGUGCUGUGAUCGUUACACACCUUUGCACAUCGAGCACCUUCUUCACUCUUUUGUCGUGGCUGCCAACAUUCUUUAAAGACACUUUCCCUGAUGCCAAGGGUUGGGUGUUCAAUGUCAUUCCCUGGUUGGUGGCCAUACCCUCAUCCCUCUUCAGUGGCUGCCUAUCGGACCACCUCAUCAGUCAAGGCUUUGAUACUGCCUCAGUGAGGAAGUUGAUGCAGUUUUUCUCCAUGGGUGUGUCCAGUGUGUUUACCCUUCUUCUGUGUGGCAACACCACCUUCCCCUGGGCUGUAGCAUUUGUGUCUGCCACCAUGGGCCUCACUACCUUCAGUCACAGUGGCGUCUCUGUAAAUGUUCAAGAUCUCGCUCCAUCCUGUGCUGGAGCUUUAUUUGGUGUUAUGAAUACAUGUGGUGCUUUCUUAGGAGUGCUAAUGGUGUAUUUCUCGGGGUAUCUCAUCGAGGCCACAGGCUCGUGGGCGACAGUGUUUGCCCUUAUCACCACAGUCAACCUGCUGGGCCUCUGCACCUUCCUGGGCUUUGCUGAGGCCCGUCGUGUCGACAUUGACUCCAGUAAGGUCCGGCACCACAACAUCCACAUCUAAACCAUCAGUCAUCAGAGGGACUAGAAUGCUAUUCCCAAGGCAGAUACAACCAUGGGAAACCAGCUUCUUGGAGAACAUUGAAAAACUAGCCAAUGGAUAGAAAGUGGUACAUGAUGGAUAAAGCCUGCAUAUAUAACAUCUGGAAAACUCUGAUUGGCUAGGAAACACUGCAGCAGUUACUGAAAAGCACACAGCAGAGCCAGUGAGUCCUAGAAAAACACAGCCGUGUUAGAAGACGCUCUGCCAUUUCAGGUUGGGAAAAAUUACAGGAGAAAGAAAAAAGUCUACACUACCUCCAGGUCCCAGCUUGUGCAGCAUGUGGUUUUUAAACAGUUACUGGGCUGCUGUUUAUGCAGAACGUGUUACUUAGAACAAGAGAAGUCAUGGAAAUGGUGUGUUUGUGUGUGUGUCUGUGUGUGUGUCUGUGUCGAAGGAGCUGUGCGAGUGAUGGAUGUGUUGGUCUCAGGAGCUCCCUGACAGUUGUGACAAACCAAGGUGGUGUGUUCUUACCCUGCGGGGAUUGGGGGAGGCGGUCUGGGCAAACGGUGGGUGACGCAGGGAGAGUCCAGCCUCUCGUACCUGAAAUCUUUUAUUAGCACGCCCCACUCACCCAUCGCUGAGUGCACUGUCUGAGUGACACCUCAUUACCCAGCCGCUAAUUACUUGGCAGGCGCUCUAAUGUCCUGUACGAUUUACUUUCUAUAGUUGCCGUCUCCAUGGUUACAAGCUCAUCUUAUCGUUGUAGUUCAGAGAGGGUGAAAGGGGUCAUGGGAACCUUCAAGGCUUUUACUGAAUGCUUUCUUGUUGUUUCGAAGAAUUGUGUUGCGAGUAGGAAGACCAAAGGUUAUUAAUUAUUUUUUUUUCUUUCUAUGUGAUUGCAUGUAAUAGAAAUACCUCACUUCAUUAUUUUGCCUUUUGUAUAUUUAUAUGACUUUUUUUUUUUUGAUCGGCCUCAUUUUCUCCUUUUUUGUUUUGGAAAAGAAAUAUAUUAAGUUAGAUGACAGAAAAAGUAAUAUUUAUUAGGUAAGAUGACAAAAAAAAAUCAUAGUAAGUUAUCAAAAGUGUGAUGCAGUAUGAAUUACCGUAAUCUCAGCAAGUCUUGUUUCCUCACUUCUUUUUUCUUCUCUGAUCUGCACUGUGCUGUUUGAGGCAGAAAGAAAAGUGUCCAUGUUGUUAUCUUGGUGAAACCUGCGUAGUUAGACGAGCAGGACGUCCAGCAUUUUUGUGUCAAAAUAUAAACCGUUAUCGUCACACACUUGACGUCAUUGUUACUCAUGCACUAGACCAGCAAGUGUUGUCAGUAUUUGGGAAGGAGCUAGUUAGCACAGGAAUGAGCCUGUUCACCAUGGUGGUGACAGAUGUGGUUUAAAUAUCAGAUUGUCUGUGUUCUGCAUGACAAUGAGUGUUAAGUGACAGGUGAGAGGAGUAAAAAAAAAAAAAAACAUCCUCAGGAAGUGGAGAACAUUGAUAUUACUGCAACGUAAAGCUACCUGCUCAUCUCCAACUUAAUGUUGCAGUGAUUGUACCAUUUAGCUUUGGCGUUCACUGCACAGUUUUACAUUUUCAAUCUAGAUGCUUACUUGCCACAUGUACCUUUUUAAAACUAUGCAUUUAUUAUUUUGUGCCUGAUUUAAGCAACGAGAGGAUUGUAAGAUAUGCUCACUGUGGUCACAUGGUGUCAUGUAUUUAUCAUUGUACAUCCUUGCCUUUUUUUUUUCGCCUUACUUAGGAGUUUUGUUGCUUCUGUGUGAUUCAUUAUUGAAUUUUUAUGAUUAUUAUUAUAUAUGAAUGAUUGUUUUUGUCACAUAAAAAGUACGUAGGCUUAAGUUUUGUUUGUUACAAACACCUGGAGGUUGGUUGAUUAUUUUGUCAAUAGAAAUUUGAUUUCUGAAAUGCACAAAUGUGUUACUGACAUGGCCAGUGGUUACAAAAACGUCCGCAUAAGAAAUUAACUGGAUUUAUUCAAACAUUUGCUCACAGUCUUUCAGAGUAAAGAGACAUUUAUUUCUGUAUGUCAAAGAUUUAGAUUAUUUGACUAUAGAGAAUCAUUUAUUUUGAUAUCUAAUCUGAUAUCCAAAUAUAGCCAAAUGUCACUUUGACUGUACCUACACUAUCUUUUGUAAUGAUCAUACACAAAGUGUAUGCACAGACCUUUCGGGUACACAAUAUAUUUAGCUGAGACAACUGUACAAAAGCCUUCAAUAUUUUUUUGUUUUGUUUUGCCAAACCAACGCCCCACAUUCCUCAAAUGUUUUAACCGCCUUAGCAGAUGUGCGUUAUUUACUGAUGAACUGCCUUCAUUUAAAAAAAGAAAAAGCUUGUCCCUUUUUUCUGUUACUGUGUUGAAAUCCUACAAAAUGCAACUAGUCGGAGUUUUGUUCACCAUCAUAUCUCACUGAAGGCUCCUGAAAGCCUUUUAACAAAUAGUUUUUUGAUAACGUGUAAGAUAUGUAUGAUAAAAAUAAAUAAAUAAAUAAUGCAAGAUAAAUGCAGUAUUCUAAAAGAUAUGUUGUAUUUAAAAGCAUAUAUUCA